This is a messenger RNA of Botrytis sinoallii, 4734 nucleotides long. RefSeq lists its product as uncharacterized. The transcript is spliced from 5 exons. Lineage: Eukaryota; Fungi; Ascomycota; Leotiomycetes; Helotiales; Sclerotiniaceae. Gene Ontology annotation, molecular function: protein binding. The record is from RefSeq and is a predicted model, not a curated record. Bases 1 to 4734 code for a protein of 1577 amino acids.
AUGCAAAGAUACGACCUCUCUGCCUCCCAUCGCGAACCGAAACCUCGCGACUUUGUAGGGCUGAAAACAGCUCAAAUUCGUCUGGAUCCUGCAGAGUUGGACUCAGAUGACUCUACUCGGGUGAAGCUUAGACGCGAACCAAUAUCUUCAGAGAUGCUCCCUGCUGCGGUCAAUCAUGAUGUUAGCCCUGUACCAUGCCGGUCAGCUCCAGAUCAAGUCGCCGAAAAUAAUCGAGAGCUUUCCGCAGCAAGUGAACCUGUCCCUGUAGAGAUAGCUCGGUCAAAACGCGAUGAUUUGACAAGAGAAGCCUUUGAAACUCUCGAUGAAAUGAAGAGCCGUCAUCAUAGGGAAUUUGAUGACCUACAGCGACGUAUAACACAAAAAAGAUAUCUUGCAACAGACGAAACCAGAGAUGAAAUCAAUAGGCUGUGUGAGGACAUGGAGAGACGACUAAAAAAACGACAAUAUAUGGAAACGCCGUUGUUAGUGGAUCCGGAUAACCGGAAUCGUCGAAGGAUAAAACAGUUCAAAGCAGAUGAGUCAAAAGAGCAUGCUGCAGCGAUUUCUAAUAUUGAUUCGGAGUUGCAAUGGAUGGAGACCGAGAAGGCUCUUCUACAAACUCUUGAGGCCAAGCAAAGAGAACUAGGUCCCGACGAUAUUUCCACAAUCGAUACCGUGAAAAAUACUGCUCCUGGUCGAGCUGAACACAUGUAUUUACGAGCUCUAAAUGGGUAUCAAAAUGCAACCGGUCCCACGCAAAUGCUAAUCAGUGCGGUAAUAAACGACCUUGGUCGCAUCUAUUACCGGCAGGGUAGUAUGACUAAAGCUGAGGAGAUGUAUGUUCAAGCUUUGGCUAAUUUUGAAAGAUACUUGGGAAGCAAUCACCCCACAACUCGCAACACAGCAAACAGGCUCGGUCAUGUUUAUCAAAAGCAGGGCAAGCUUCAGGAAGCGCAAAGACUCUUUGGACAAUCGACAGCUCCGGGAGUGGAGUCAUCUCCAGAUACAGUCAAAGAUGGGGCUGCAGGAAUAAAUAUUUUGCAAUCUGAUUUCAAACAAAGAGAUAACCUCACAGGUACGAGGAAUUUUACCAGCAAUAAUAUUCGAGAUCUUGGGAAAGCUUUUCGAAACACUGAUGAUUCGCACAAUGUCAACUCUCAAAAUCAAUUUGAUAUUGUGCGAUGGUCGACCUCAGAAGAUGCUUCUUUGCUAAGAACUAUUGCCAGACUCGGAUUGGAAGAUUGGCCCGCUGUCUCAACGGUAGUUGGAACUAAGACGGCUGAUCAAUGCCAUUACCGUUAUCUCAGAUUCGAGAAGAGCUUUGGAAUUGACCCUACCUCUUCUGAUAAAUCCUCGCAGAUCAAUUUUUUCAUGGCUGCUAUUGAGAAGAAUUCCUCGUCAGAAUUGGCACACUGGUUGCGUGAUCAUCGAAAUAUCUCGGAAGAUGGGGAUGGUAUUGUAUCACGAUCAAAUAAAGGCAGCGCCGAGCUUAUAGAAAGGGGCAAUGAGGCACCUUCCACGCCUGUAUCUAAAUCUCCAGUUGCCAGUAAAUCUCUAGGUAUUGAAGAGUUCACACAUUGGAAGAAUGCCAUGGGGAGUAAAAUGCUUGACAUGGGUAUUCAAUCAAACCGAGAUACCCACAGAAAGAGUUCGAGUCAGCUAUCUACUGAAUUAGGUCACGAUGGAUAUGGAUACACAAAGCCCAUGCCGGAAAGAACUGCACUCGAAAUUGCGGAGUUGAGAGCUGAAAGAAGGGCAGAGAUCGAGAGACGUUGUGCGGAACUUGAUCCACCUUUAAUCAAGGAUUUGCUAGCCAACAUACCCUUAUAUAGAACAACUAUCCAAGAUGUCCGUCCUUUGACUGAACUUGGCUGGGAAUUCUUGAAGCGAAAUUUUCUGGCGGAGCGCACUAUUUCAGAGUUGAAAUCCAGCGAUUUGUCAGAUUUACCUCACAUUAAGAGAUUAUACAAUGAGUCUGGUAGGGAGGAUACGGGUGACAUGAUCGCCAAACGGGAUCUCAUGGCCAAUGAGCAGCAAAAAGCUGUUACUGACGGAUGGCAACAUGGGUUCAGUCCAGAAAUCCUUAAUUCUAUCUCUAUCGAAAGCCAAAAUUAUAUUGUAGCUUCAACUAACGAACAAGCUUUAAGUUCUGGUCGAGCUAAUGAGUUCGACCAGACCAUGGGUCCAACUAGCGAAGCUCACAAAAGUACCCAACUCGAAUGUUCUUUAGACGCAGAAAAUAGUUCGGCCGGAUACCAGAAUCAUGCGGGUUCUUACGAUACAAACACUGUCAAGAGACUUCGACGGUCAGAGAAUUAUCAUGAUUGGACUGUUGUUGCUCAUGAUCAUAGAUUAGAAAGCCGUGGCGAGUUGACUAGAGAUACUGUUGAUGUAAAUACGAAUUUACUAACAUCUCAAGAAGAGCGCAUGAAACAAUAUACGUCUGAGAAUAGAAGGAAAGACAUUGUGAAGUUGUCCCAACAGCAAAGUUCAGGGAAAACAUGGAUACAUACUCCCGAGAUUCCGGCGAACUCACAGAUUGUUGACUCGCAAGACAUUAAAGAGAAACUAGCGGAGACAGCAAUUGAUUUGGCAAAGUUAAUAUUAGAAAAGUCACAGUGGCUAGGGCAAAUGGAUGGCGAUGAAUUGGAUCAUGCGAUAACAAUGCUGGGAAAUGAAGUCUACAGCAUGUUGCACGAAAAAGGUUGGCCACGAACAACAUUAGCGAUGUAUCGAGAAGUACAUAUCAAAGCAAUUCGUGAUCUUCUUACCCGCCACCAAAAUGAUCGAGGCCUGGGAUCUUCAACUCUCUCGUCAUCGACAUUAUCUGAAAAUGGCGCAAACAAUGAUUCUCAUUCGAGACUACCAAUCGAGGACAUACUUGAUGACCAAAGCGACAACUCUUUUGAGUUCUCCACUACGGAUUCCGUGGUAUCGGUUGCAGAUAGUAUAUUUUCAGCAAUGUCACUUGCUACGGGGUCCUCGAUGUCAUCUUUUUCAGUAUCUCAGACUGCAACUGACCGCUUAGUUCGUUUACUCCUUGAAGAUGCGAUCAUAAAGCCACUCUGCGAAGAUGCGUUGCAGGAGAAUGGAAUGUCUCGGGAACGAUUUGAGCGGAAUCUCAGCCGUCUACUGAAGGGCUUUGCUGUCGAACUACGAAAAGAAGCUCAAACUCGAGAACAGCGACAGGCCGCACAUCUUGUUCGUUUUCGUGCAAGAAACUCUGCACAUGUGAUUUGCAGUACUCUUCGGACAGAAAAGGAACAAAAAGGCACAAAAAAUGUCAGUGACUCCAGUGGAGCUGCCCCUUUGAAUGUUGAAGAAGAAGAAAUAGAGUGCGAUUUGGACAUAGAUGACGAUUCGGAUAGUGGAUCUGAGAGUUCUGAAGAUGCUUCCGAUGACUUUCAACAUCUUGAACUUUUUGUCAAGGACUCAAAAGCCUUCGAAUUGUUUCGGGAGAAACUACGAAUUUUCAUUCAUCCACAGAAAGCACAGCUACCAAUGGUAGCCAGUCGACGAAAUAGUUUAUCUUCAAAGACAAACAACUGGGCGAUUGCAUUACCCGGAAAAUCUGAUGACUUCAAGAGUGAACUUGUUGCAACCCCGAAAGAUGUAGGGGAAAACAGAACUCAGCUCAUGGCAUUGAACGAUUUCCAACGGUAUUUAGCAGACACACGGUCAGAGAUAAUUAGGGGGGUAUACCAACCAAUCUGGCAAAAGUUGGCACUAUUUUCUAAUAAGAUUUCGACAUGCGGAAGACCGCCAGUUGCAAUUGGAAAGACACGGGUUGAAUGGCGUUGUAAAUGUGGACAGAAAAUUUAUGAUGAUUUCACUGAACUUCGUCCUGGAGCAGCAAAUCGACUUAAGCAAGCUCUCACAAAUAAUGACUCUGGUAGCACCAACACAAACCGAAGUUCAAGUUUCAGUGACUGCAGCAAAUCUUUUUCGAAAAGCUUAUCUUCCAUUUUCACUGUCUGGUCUUCGAACUCCUCGAGGAAAAGUCUCUCCUCUGGCCUACCCACCCACGAACCAUCAAAGAAUCAACUUGAUUCGAACAAUCCAAACACCGUAAGACCAAUACCGCUUCCAGUCGAGAAUGUAUAUCUCCUUAUAUGUUACCCAUCUGGUCGCUACGCCACUAGACUUCUGCAGUUGGGUCUUCACAAUCUUGAACCUAAAUCUGAUCAGUCACUCUUCACUAUACUUCGAACUAAUUAUAAAUCAAUGAGAAGUCGAUUCUUGAGCCUGAUAUCAUUGAAGACUCUCAGAUCGAUAAAAUUUGUCCACUUCGAGAUGUACCGCAGCUCUCUCAUCGACGUGCGUCAACAAGAUGUCAAACCACCUCCCGACCACAUCGAAUAUCGUUACUCGCCCGCACCUCCCGAAGUGAUUCCUCCCAUUGGUGAAAAUAAUCUCAUGCACCUCUUUCUGCAUCCUGAUCACGCCGACGAAGAUACUGUGUGUCUUGACCGAUUCCCUAAGAAGUUGAAGGAGAAACUUUCUUGUAAAAAAGGACAACCUACAAACUUUGGCUGGGGACUAGAGUUUGUGGAAGGUUGGGACAUGAAAAGCAUUUGGAUAGUCGCCUUUAUUUCUUGGAUUGGAAGCUUACUGCUUGGAAUUCUUUGGGCAGUUUAUACGCAUAGUAUUCAGGAUGCCUUUACGAUCGCGGGUUACAUGGUUAGCUUUACCGCGAUUAGUGUGGGAGCCAUACAGAGCUUAUUGGUAAUGUAA